This is a messenger RNA of Trematosphaeria pertusa, 1164 nucleotides long. RefSeq lists its product as uncharacterized. The transcript has 3 exons. The record is from RefSeq and is a predicted model, not a curated record. Lineage: Eukaryota; Fungi; Ascomycota; Dothideomycetes; Pleosporales; Trematosphaeriaceae. Bases 280 to 1047 code for a protein of 255 amino acids.
CCAGCAGUCGACUGCACGGACGCAGUUUACCAUACCGCCGGUUCUUUCACCUGGCCGGCCCGUGCUCAACCUCGCGCUCUAUAUAAUGCCCACGCCCGCUUCCUGCUCUCCUUCUCCCCAGCUCAUUCUCAUACUUUGAGCUCGCGUAAUACAAUUGCUUACCCACAUAGGCAUACAUCCACAACAAAUUCGCGCGAACGCGGCCUCCCUACUUCAUUCGAGUCGACGAUAGUGUUCCCUUAGUCAACUCAAAAGAAGAGCGCCUCGACUUAGUUCAGCAUGGCAACCGGUUCGACCUCAUCCCAUGGUCCAGGUGGAGAGACGCACCGUGCGCAGCUCCGCACUGAUGAUGUCGGCGGCCAGGCUGCCCAGAAGAUCCCCACUGACGAAGCCCACCACCGUGAACCCAAAGACACCUCCAAGCCAAUGACGACCGAACCCAUUCGUGUCCAGCUACCCGAAGAGAACAUUCCCUUCUCAGCUGACAAGAAGGCUGCUCUCGUCGAUCUGGAGAAGCCGAAAUUGGCUGGUCAGUCGCAACCGUCCUCCGGCACGACGUCUUUCUCAAACGGCAAAGGUCGCGGAGGAUUUGGGCCCCCGAAGGAUGCAACCACCGCAUUCUACUUCUCAUGCGAUCAUCCUCUGUUCAACAAGUACUAUCCGAGCGACCCCAAUGCCCCCUCGCGCUCAUCUUCCCCUUCUUCGAAGGAUGUGGAUGAGCCAUCCACGGAUGAGGACAAGUCUGCUGGGGUCGAUCUAGACGUUGUCAAGUCAUCCAAGGAGGCUGAUAAGCGUGGCGCUGUUAAGAUCAAGUCGGCAGAUUUCGAUGACAUCGACGAUAACGUUACGAUUCCCGACGAAACUCCGUAUCAAGAUUACCUGAACGAGUUUUCCGGACCCAAGGCGAAUGACAUCGAGGAAGGCAACGCCAGUGUCUUGAAGAACACCACCACUACAACCAAGAGAUCCUGCCCAGAGGAGGAGGACGACGAGGACGACGACGAGCGCGAGGACAAGCGCGCGUGCAAGGUCGCGAAGACUGACUAAGUUCAGUUCGGCUGAUGAUAUUGCGUCGGUGGUGGGAGUGGCUAUCUGACCCGUAGUCGAUCAAUGUACAAGAGCGUACUUAGCUAUAGCUCACAAAGAGAGAGAAAGGGUGUAUAG